Messenger RNA from Funneliformis geosporum, 145 nucleotides. Lineage: Eukaryota; Fungi; Glomeromycota; Glomeromycetes; Glomerales; Glomeraceae. The record is from the annotation of a GenBank genome assembly.
AGGAGAGUUUUUAACAAUUCAGAAAGAUUUAUCUACGUCAGCUGAAAUAAUCAUAGCACCUGGAGAUAUUAGAGAGUAUAAUGAAGCAACUGAAUGCUGGAUUUGCAAGAAAGCUUUUCUAAAACUAUCUUCAGAAGUAUCGUAA